Echinops telfairi (small Madagascar hedgehog) is the source of this 5603-nucleotide messenger RNA. It is a transcript of the gene JADE1, whose product is annotated as jade family PHD finger 1. The transcript has 11 exons. The coding region runs from base 109 to 2640 and encodes 843 amino acids. Gene Ontology annotation, biological process: regulation of transcription by RNA polymerase II. Gene Ontology annotation, cellular component: histone acetyltransferase complex. NCBI's taxonomy places the organism in Eukaryota, Metazoa, Chordata, Mammalia, Afrosoricida, Tenrecidae. The record is from RefSeq and is a predicted model, not a curated record.
UAUUUGAUGGUUUUGUUGCUUCGCUCGGGAGUUCUCGGGAGUAAUUGAAUGCCGAAGGUCGCUGCCUAGUGGAGAUAAUAUAGCUGCCUGCUGUUUCCCGGGGAGAUCAUGAAACGAGGUCGCCUUCCCAGCAGCAGUGAGGAUUCUGACGACAAUGGCAGUCUGUCAACUACUUGGUCCCAGAGUUCCAGACCCCAGCACAGGAGCAGCUCGUGCUCCCGCCAUGAAGACCGAAAGCCUUCAGAGGUGUUUAGGACAGACCUGAUCACCGCUAUGAAGCUGCAUGACUCCUACCAGCUGAACCCAGAUGAGUACUAUGUGCUGGCAGACCCCUGGAGGCAGGAGUGGGAGAAAGGGGUCCAGGUGCCAGUGAGCCCCGGGACCAUCCCGCAGCCUGUGGCCAGUAGGGUUGUGUCUGAAGAGAAGUCCCUCAUGUUCAUCAGGCCCAAGAACUACAUCGUCUCAUCGGGAUCCGAGCCUCCGGAGCUGGGCUACGUGGACAUCCGAGCACUGGCUGACGGCGUGUGUCGUUACGACCUCAAUGACAUGGACGCCGCGUGGCUGGAACUGACCAAUGAAGAAUUUAAGGAGAUGGGAAUGCCUGAGCUGGAUGAAUACACCAUGGAAAGGGUUCUGGAAGAAUUUGAACAGCGGUGCUACGACAAUAUGAACCACGCUAUCGAGACGGAAGAAGGGCUGGGGAUUGAGUAUGACGAAGAUGUUGUCUGCGAUGUCUGCCAGUCGCCUGACGGUGAGGACGGCAACGAGAUGGUGUUCUGCGACAAAUGCAACAUCUGCGUGCACCAGGCCUGUUAUGGAAUCCUCAAGGUGCCGGAGGGUAGCUGGCUGUGCCGGACCUGUGCCCUGGGGGUGCAGCCCAAGUGCUUGCUGUGUCCCAAGAAAGGGGGAGCAAUGAAGCCGACCCGCAGUGGGACCAAAUGGGUCCACGUCAGCUGCGCUCUGUGGAUCCCCGAGGUGAGCAUUGGCAGCCCCGAGAAGAUGGAGCCCAUCACCAAGGUGUCCCACAUCCCCAGCAGCCGGUGGGCGCUCGUGUGCAGCCUCUGCAGUGAGAAGUUUGGGGCCUCCAUACAGUGCUCCGUGAAGAACUGCCGCACAGCCUUCCAUGUGACCUGUGCUUUUGACCGUGGCCUGGAGAUGAAGACCAUCUUGGCAGAGAAUGACGAAGUCAAGUUCAAGUCCUACUGCCCGAAGCACAGCUCACACAGGAAACCCGAGGAGGGUCGGGGCGAGGGGGCUGCUCAAGAGAACGGGGCCCCUGAGUGUUCCCCCCGGAACUCUCUGGAGCCCUUUGCCAGCCUGGAGCAGAAUCGGGAGGAGGCCCACCGGGUGAGUGUUCGUAAGCAGAAGCUGCAGCAGCUGGAGGACGAGUUCUACACCUUCGUCAACCUGCUGGAUGUCGCCCACGCUCUGCGGCUGCCCGAGGAAGUGGUGGAUUUCCUAUACCAGUACUGGAAGUUGAAGAGGAAGGUCAACUUCAACAAGCCCCUGAUCACUCCAAAGAAAGACGAAGAGGACAAUCUAGCGAAGCGGGAGCAGGAUGUCUUGUUUAGGAGGCUGCAGCUGUUCACUCACUUGCGGCAGGACCUGGAGAGGGUUCGGAACCUCACUUACAUGGUGACUCGCAGGGAAAAGAUUAAACGCUCUGUGUGCAAAAUCCAGGAACAGAUAUUCAAUCUUUACACUAAGCUCUUGGAGCAAGAAAAAAUUUCAGGUGUGCCUUCUUCCUCCUGCUCCUCUUCCUCACUGGAAAGCAUGCUUCUGUUUAACAGUGCUUCUGUGGGUCCCGAUGCUCCCAAGAUUGAAGACUUGAGGUGGCAUUCUGCCUUCUUCAGGAGACAAAUGGGUACUUCUUUGGUUCACUCGCUGAAAAAGUCCCACAAGCGCGAUCCCUUGCAGAAUAGCGCUGGGAGCGAAGGCAAAACUCUGCUCAAGCAGCCAGACCUCUGUGGAAGACGGGACGGGGUGGUGGGCCCCGAGAGCUUUUUGAGUUUUGAAAAGAGCUUUGCAGAAGCACGUAUCAUAGCAGCACAACAGAAAAACGGUGUGGUGAUGCCAGACCACGGGAAAAGAAGAGACGGUCGAUUUCAUUGUAAUCUCGCAAAGGGAGAUUUAAAGGACAGACCAUUUAAACAGAGCCACAAGCCUCUCAGGUCCACAGAUAUGUCCCAGAGGCAUCCGGACAACACACGAACCGCCUCGCCGGGAGUGGGGCAGUUGGCGCCCAGCGCCAGGAAGGACGUAGUGCCCAAGUGUAACGGCUCCUUAAUCAAAGUAAACUAUAACCAUACUGCAGUCAAAGUGCCUACAACGCCUGCCAGCCCAGGGAAGAACUGGGGCGGAUUCCGGAUUCCAAAGAAGGGGGAGCGGCAGCAGCAGGGGGACGCCCACGAGGGCGCCUGCCACCAGCACUCAGACUACCCAUACUUGGGCUUAGGGCGAGUUCCAGCCAAGGAAAGGGCAAAAAGCAAAUUAAAGCCCGACCGUGAGAACGACGGGUAUGUCCCUGAUGCAGAAAUGAGUGACUCGGAGAGUGAGGCGUCCGAAAAGAAAUGUAUGCAUGCCCGCAGCACUAUGAGCACCAGGACAGACAUCAUCAGGAGGAGCAUCUUGGCAUCGUGAUGGUGCAGCGCAAGCACUGGGGCUUGUUGUCGGGUUUGCGAGAGGAGGCCGCUGAUGCCAUGGGCACGCAGAAAUCCACCCGCUACUCCUGAGCGACACAAACACAUUUACUUGCAAUUCAGACCGGUUCCCACCCCCCCAUCAUUUAUACACCAUUAUGCGAUAUUUGUGUUAUUAGCAACCAGUUAGGAAACAGGAGAGUAGAUUGUAACUGUAAGACCCUGCUUGGACUGGAACCUGAACUCAACACUAAAAUGAGAAUGAAUGAAUGACAUACGUUCUAAAGAGGGCAAGGCUUCUAAGCCCAGCGAGUUUUUAUUGCCCUCUGGAGUCUUCCCAAAGCACAAACUAUUAGUUAACCUGAAUGUGUAUGGUUUCGAACAUGGUUGUUGAGAAACCCUCAUGGCAUCAUUCAAUAGCCCAUACAACUUAUAUUCUAGGACUGACUGUGGUCAAGCCUGAGAUCAUAUGUAUACUUUGCCCCCAGGAGGCUGGUUUUGUUACGUUACAGUGCACAGGCAGCAGCUCUGAAGCUUCAGUAACUCUUGGAAAUUUCUUGUGUAAAUAUAGCAGAUGGGGAAGGGCAACAAAAGAAAUAGCCCUGACGGGAAGAGCAGAAGGGGCCAGGAUAGAGCUGGUGCAGUGAGGAGAACGAGAGUACCUGUAACGCACGGUCCCUCGAGUGGGUGCGGGUAGAGGACUGGAGAGGAGGGAAGCCACAAGCAGCUCUGUCUAGGAGGGAGCGGAAAGCUGAGGCUCAAUCUUUACCAGGCUUCUCGACUUUCCUCCUCUUUAUCCACUGCCCCUUGGGCCAACUUGGAAUUUCUCUGGCCAUUGGAAAUACCCAGCCAACUGGCUUCCAACAACACAAUGGCUAUUCAAGAUCAAGUGAUGAAAUUCCCGAGUCUGGUGACUCAGAUUUCCCAGAGCCAACCACUAGUGCAUGUGUAGGGGAAUCUGGGCUUCCGACAUGAAUGGAGUCUUUUUAAGGAAAGAAAACAAAAUAAAGUCGGGGAAAAAAAAGUAGGUUGUAUUUGAAAAACAAUAGAAAGGCAAUAAGUUGCGAUAAGCUCUAAUCAUUGACCAGAUUAUGCAGGAGAGAGAUUGAAGCCUACCUUGGAAUAAAUUUUCUGGUGACAGAGAUCUAAGUGCUUAUUCAUAACUGAGACUUUCUCGUUGUAAAUGGCAAUAACUAGUAAGUGAUCAGCAAUAAUAAAUUCAGCAUUAAAUUUGAGUAUAAUGUUAUGUUUUUGCACUCAUUGUAGUGCAUAUGUAUUAAGACAGUGGAUGGUGUUAAGGUCCUGUUAAUUUUCUUUGGCAUUCAAUGUAGUUGUGGAUCAAAUUUAAGAAAGCUCUAUAACAAUGAGAUUUAGAGUUAUGGGCACUUGGAACAAGCCCAACUUCCCCUAAACUACCCCUUAGUUUGUUAAUAUCGGUAUUCAGAUCCCGAUUCAGUUAUACAUCUGUUUUCAUAUGGCAGGGACAUUCUGAUACUUAAUAAUAAUGCUUGAGUUCUGUAGUUAACUUUCAAGUCUUCCAGAUGAUUGUUAACAACAAAAAAAGGUGUAUUGAAUUCCAUCUUGCUAUGCAAGUUUUAUCAGAUGAUCAAAUAGUAGAUCUGACGCGUCCCCAUUGUAUGUAUGGCAUUUUCAGCGCAAGUCUUCACUUUUGGAGUACGUUUUAGUAGCUAAUUCAGGGGAGGGGAAAGAAUGACCCGGGUCUUUAGAUGGACUAUUUUUGAGAGACGGGGCUCAUUUUGGAAGACUGCUGUCCAGAUAAGCUUGUUGCUGCCGAGAUUAGAAGGUUCUUAUCAGUCCAGGUUGUGCAUUCACUCACAGCCUGAUUUAAAACUCAGACUUUGCUCUUUGCAUAUGAGCAAAACUCUGGCUGGAUUCAGGAGAAAGUGGGUUCUUAUCUACAGUUAUCUUUUGACUACAGCAACAGCUCUGGGUGAGGAGGAUUUAUAGAGGAGAAUUUGUCAAGCCAUAGAAAGAAAGUCUAAAUUAAUUCUAGUAAAUAUAUGACCUCUCACCAUUUUAAGAGGUCUCAGUUCAUUUGCACUAUUAGGAAUGCUAGUUUUGUGCAAAAAAAUAAAAUAAAAUAAAUGCCUUACCUGUUUUUCCCCCACAUUUAGGUUGAAAAGCUUUCAAACGUUCCAAGUUAUGCUGAACCAAAAAAAACCCCCAAAACCACAAAAAAACAAACAAUAAUAAAAACCCAUACAGAAACAACACAUACACGCGCGCACAAACACACACUAAAAAGCCCACACUUUAUUCCUGCUUGAAAUGCAAAUGGUGUAGAGCACGGUUUCUCUGACAGGCUAAUGAUAGCUUUGUGAGGCAGUCUCAUGCCACGUUGGGGACUCUGUGAGGUUGGCCACCAGCAGCAACCAGCUCAGCCUACCCACCGGCGUGCUGUUAGUAUGCAACCAUUUGCUUUGUUUUUUUCCCCCUUCCCCCCACUCCCUUUAACUUUAUCUUUCCUUGUGCAUCCUGACCAAGAAAUAACUUUGAUGAUGAUCAAUGUAUUAUGUCAAAAUGUAGGCUAGUUAAACUUUUGUAAAGUUGCCUGGAAUGUCAUUUGUUAGGUUAUAAACACACAAUUUAAAUGAAGGGUUAUAUGUGUUGUGUACAAAUUUUAAUUAUUUUGAAAUGGACAAACUUGUCAUUACAUUUGUAACCUUGUACAGAGGAUUUUUCACUAUGUGCCUAGCUUGGUGUCCAUUCAGCUAAAAUUGAAAAAAAAAGGUGCAUGAAGAGUUAAAAAUCAAAAAUUAAACAAAGUAUAUGUAGAGAUGACUAUUUUAUAUUACAUGGCCCAAUCCUGUAUUUAUUUCUAUCCUCUUUUUGAAAGUAUUUAUAAAACUAGUUGAGGACAGCGGUAUUUUUUUGUUGAACUAUUUAGUAGAAUUUGUGCCUUUUUGUCUGUAUGUGAAUAAAUGCUGUACAUUUUGCAAUACA